Molecule: messenger RNA, 1137 nt
Organism: Mytilinidion resinicola
Lineage: Eukaryota; Fungi; Ascomycota; Dothideomycetes; Mytilinidiales; Mytilinidiaceae
Product: ClpP/crotonase
Exons: 2
Coding region: 104-934 (276 amino acids)
Biological process (GO): fatty acid beta-oxidation
Cellular component (GO): mitochondrion
Molecular function (GO): enoyl-CoA hydratase activity
Source: RefSeq, a predicted model, not a curated record
GCUUCCCCACAGUCUCCCCGCAAACACCAACGCCAUCAUGGCCGCACACCAUCAAGCUGUCUGCCUGGAUAGCCCCAACAACAUCGACCCACCCUGAGACGCCAUGGCACCCAUAAACUGGACCCCAAAGUUCGCCAAAACUCCCCCUCCCAUCAAAGACGCCCAGCUCUCCUACCCCUCUUCCAACAUCCUCCUCGUCACCCUCAACCGGCCGAAAGCGCUCAAUUGCAUCAACAGCAACGGCCAUGCCGAGCUCCACGAUGUGUGGCAGUGGAUGGAUGAAGAGCCGGGACUGAGUGUGGGAAUCAUAACCGGCAACGGGCGUGCAUUUUGCGCUGGUGCAGACCUCAAGGAAUGGGACACCCAGCACAAAUCCUCCUCCCCUCGCCCUAUGCCCGCCUCCGGUUUUGGCGCCCUCUCCCGCCGCACCGGCCUCAAGCCGGUGAUUGCAGCUGUUAAUGGUAUCUGCUUUGGAGGCGGCUGUGAGAUCAUCAUAAACUGUGACAUGGUUCUCGCCUCACCCACGGCUACCUUUGCCCUUCCCGAAGUCAAACGCGGCGUCGUUGCCAUUGCAGGCGCGCUCCCGCGUCUCGUACGGACGAUUGGGCGGCCGCGGGCGAUGGAGAUGGCGUUGACAGGGCGCGUGGUACCAGCAAAAGAGGCGGCCGAGUGGGGGUUGAUCAACAAGGUCGUGGACGACGUGGUGGGUGGUGCCGUAGAGCUGGCGAAGUUGAUUGCGGAGAACAGCCCUGACGCGGUCAUUGUGAGUCGGGAAGGCGUCAAGAUUGGCUGGGAAGGGGUGGGCGCGGAAGAGGGCACAAGGCUGUGGCAGGAGCUUUGGUAUCCGAGGCUGCUAGCAGGAGAUAACAUGAGGGAGGGAGUUAAUGCGUUUGUGGAGAAGAGGCAGCCGAAGUGGAAAGCGUCGAAGUUGUGAGCUGGCGAAGUUUAAAACAAAAAUGGGGUUCGUAUAUAAGCAGCGGAAUCUAAUAUCAGCCUCUAGGCAAAAGAGAACGUUGAGAAUGUUUUCCGCAUUCUCUUAGAUUUCUGCUCUACUAGCACGCGAUAUCUCUUCACGUUUCUCGCUUACCAGUUUUCAUCGUCGGUCAAAUGUUUAUACUUAGCCAACAUCCCAUUCCU